CUACACCUUGCCAAGACGUGGCUAAAGGACUGCAUUACAACUCAUUCCAUCUGCCAAAAUCACGGACAUGCAAGCACCUUUAGGCCGCUUCGUCUCAUAGACGUACAACAGGACGACCCUAAUACCAUUCGCUUGGACACUACAACAUCGGAUGAGCACCUACAGUACGUAGCCCUGAGUUACUGCUGGGGUGGCGACCAGCUGGGCAAGACACUCCGCGCAAAUCUAGAUACUCGGACCGAGGGUUUCAGUUUGAGUGAUAGCCCAGCGACCAUCCGAGAUGCUGUCUCUGUUACUCGUCAAUUAGGGGUCCGCUUUAUAUGGAUUGACAGUCUGUGUAUUGUCCAGGACGACGACGACGACAAGAAUAUCGAAAUCACGCGAAUGCAUGACAUCUACCAGCAUGCCGCGGUAACCCUUUCCGCUGCCAGGGCUACAUCCAGUCAGCAAGGGUUUCUGAAUGUCUGUUCACCGCCUCUACUCAUGGAGCCAAUCCACUCCCGGGCGUGGACCAUGCAAGAACAUGUGCUCUCGAGACGGCUCCUGAUAUUUGGGACAUUUGGGGUAAGAUGGACAUGUUCAGCUGGGCGUCAGCUUGACAAUACUCAGGAGAAUGGCAAUCAGAUAAACAAUCUCAUUGCGGAGUUCCUGCUUGGCCCGAAUUCGAAGACCCAGUACGGCGAAAGCACUAUCACACCUGACACAUGGAGGGAUACGGUGUCUAAUUAUUCGGUACGAGCUCUGACAAAUCCAGAGGAUCAACUGCUAGCUAUCUCAGCCAUUGCUACACUUCACGCCGCUGCGAGGCCGAGGGAUCGGUACUUGGCAGGCCUAUGGGCGGAUUCGGUGGCUAAGGGCCUUCUUUGGAACGUACGGUCAGUCGAAAAAUCAUCACGCAGCCAGGACCCGCAAUUUCCCAGCUGGUCCUGGGCUUCAGUGCGGGCGGCAGUAUUCUUUGCAGCAACCCUUUCAAGUGCGGAAGAACGAGUCACAAUGCGGCUGGUUAGCUACGACAUCAUCCUCAGUAACAAAACAGUUCCAUUGGGUCAUGUCAUUCGUGGCUCGUUGGAUAUUGAAGGAAACCUCUUUGUCAUUCGUGGGGCCCAACCAGAUCUGCGCUUCCGCUCGGACACCAUCCUGCUCGGAGCAUGCGAGGCAUUCGACGAGCACGUGGUCCCGUUUCAUGCUUCGUUGGAUCUCCUCACGCCGCUUGACUCACUCGUGGGCCUUGUAUGCUUGGAACUCAUCUCGACUCUCGAUGAUUUCUCAAAUUCCUAUGGCUUGAUCCUGUGUGCAGAAGCUGGUAGCACAGUCUCCUUCUCGAGAGUCGGUAUAUUCACAAGAUUUCCCGGUCCCUUAUCUGAUAGAAACCCUGCGUGGAAGGAAAGACCUUCGGCUACAAGAAAGUUGGUGAGACUUUUGUAA
Molecule: messenger RNA, 1425 nt
Organism: Cryphonectria parasitica EP155
Lineage: Eukaryota; Fungi; Ascomycota; Sordariomycetes; Diaporthales; Cryphonectriaceae
Product: HET-domain-containing protein
Exons: 2
Source: RefSeq, a predicted model, not a curated record